Molecule: messenger RNA, 423 nt
Organism: Bipolaris oryzae ATCC 44560
Lineage: Eukaryota; Fungi; Ascomycota; Dothideomycetes; Pleosporales; Pleosporaceae
Exons: 3
Coding region: 1-423 (140 amino acids)
Source: RefSeq, a predicted model, not a curated record
AUGCUCAGUCUUACACCCACACUGCCUCCUUCAACCAAAGGCAAUAACACUGCGAAGAGGGCGGCAUUAGGUACUUUCCCUGGGUUGGUGACCGCUCUUGCUCCCGCUCCAGCUCCAAUACACACUACCCCUUCAUGGGCUGCAUCCACAUCAGCCACAAGACAUGGAGAUUCCAUGGCAUCCAGUCUGCAAGCAAGCAAUCCUGUCUUUGCCUGGUUAAUUGCACACCACCAGGGCCUUGGAUACUUUGGCAAAGAAAACCACACUUGGUGGCCAAGUGUGCAGUCGCUGCUCCCAUCGCCAACCAGCGCCUGGCGUCAAUCGUUUCUGCGUGAGCUGGCCAGAGCUGAGCAUCCCGGCCCAUCAACCCAGGAGCCUCUGUCGGUUGCUGUGGCGCCCAAAUGUGAUGCACACAUGCAGUAA